AUUUCCCAAGUCGCGACGGAAGUGACGACGAUGCAGGCACGACGACCAACGUCCUCUAGAUGGUGGAAUCCAAAGUACUUCAUCGCCGGGGCGCUCCUUCUUGUCGUGGGCAUGAUGGUAUACAUGAACCUGUCUUUGCUUGCGAUCAACCAACGUGACGUUCAAGAAUUGAACGAGCGAGAAGGGAGUCCAAAUAUCCGUCGAGGAAACGAUGGCAGUCCUGCCACCACAAAAGAAAUCAAGCAGCGACGCAUUGUAGUCCUUAUCGCCAACUACCGCGACUCCACGCGUUGCGCAGAAACGCUGGAUUCGCUCUUCACCAUGGCGGAGCACCCAGACUUGAUUUCCGUGAGCAUCUUCGACCAACUCCGGUUUGACCUGAACGAACAACGGUGCAUGGACGUCUACUGUGCGAAAGUCGGCGAAACAAAGUGUCAGCGCCCUAUUCGCCUCCGCCGCAACGACACCAUCGACGCCAACAAGGCCAUCGGGCCAACGUUUGCGCGGUACCAAACUGAACAUGGGGCGGACGCGACCAAGGACACCUUUGCAUUGACCAUCGAUUCGCACCUGGUGUUCAUCAAGCACUGGGACACGGACCUGAUCGCGCAAUGGGAUUCAAUCAACAACCCCAAGGCUGUUAUCACGGUGUACCCCGACCCGACCGAAGGCCUGCCCAAAGACGGCAAACUCACGGGCACCACGGCAAAGAUGUGUCAUGGCCGCAUUGAAACGGACGGCGCGGACGCCAUGAUCCAGUACGGCCCUGCCACGACGAUCAAUUCGCCCAAGGUGCCGACGUUGAUGUCCCAGUUCGCCGGCGGGUUUAGCUUCCAGACGGUGGAAUGCGCGCUCCAUAUUCGCAACGACCCGUACACGCCAUACCUCUUUCACGGCGAAGAGUACUCCAAGGCCGCGAGGUUAUUCACCCACGGGUACGACAUGUACUACCCCACACACAUGGUUGUGUACCACUGGUUUGAAGUGCGCAAGUACGUGUGGGACGAAGACUGGGGACGCAAGUGGAAGCUCCAGCAGCCAGCCAAGCGCCGCAUCCGUGCGCAGUUGGGCCUCCCGACGUCCAGCGACGACUACGACAAGACCGACAUGGACAAGUUUAUGGUCGGUACCAAGCGCACAAUGAACCAGUUCAUCGAGUUCUCAGGCAUCAACCCGUUGGCACCGCACCAAGGCACGUCCACCGACCAGUUUGUCAACUGCGGCGACUUGACCUACGUGCCCGUGUCCGAAUAGAAUUACUUAUCAUGCACGUCGUUCGUAUAUCUUAAAUGUUGUCCGUUGAAUUGUGUCUAUAUAAACUUCCAAAAUUCGC
Molecule: messenger RNA, 1333 nt
Organism: Aphanomyces astaci
Lineage: Eukaryota; Oomycota; Saprolegniomycetes; Saprolegniales; Verrucalvaceae
Exons: 2
Coding region: 31-1254 (407 amino acids)
Source: RefSeq, a predicted model, not a curated record